GAUAUCAUACUUGCUGGAUUGAGUUUAGUGUUUCAUCAUCCAUCGGCUAGAAGUUCCAAUUGGAGAAAUGGUUGCUGGCUGUGAUAUUGUCAAGUGGAAACCUUUGAUGGUGAUUUUGAUGAAAUGGGGACUGAAAAUUGCGAUGUGGGCAGUUUUCGUUUCUUGGAUUGCUGUGUAUUUCCUCUACCCAACUGAAUCCUUGGAAGGAUUUUUCUUUAAAGUUCUUAUAGCUACUGGGAAGACAUUUUUCGGACCAAUAGGAGGCGUGCUUCUGAUUUUCAGUGGCCAGAUUCUCAUUAUUGCAAUUCUAGCAGCCAUAUAUGUAGCUGCCUUUCCUAGAGAAAAUCCCAAGGCAAAGAAACCGAAAUUUUGGAGACUCCGACUUCGGACGUUCCCAGCCCUAGUCGAUGGACCCUUUGGCAUUGUCUCCGCUGCAGAAUUGAUAGGGAUAAUCGUGUUUGGCACAUACAUUAUAUGGGCAUUGUGUGUUUAUACAGUACAAAACCAUCGUUCCAUAUCUCGAUUGCCAUUGCCUUCAAAAGAAAAGAGUUAUGAAAUGCUGACACAAGUAGGGCUGCGGAUAGGUUCGGUAGGAUUGUUUUGUAUGGGAUUUCUAUUUCUGCCAGUAGCAAGGGGAUCCGUACUCCUGCGACUCAUAGAUGUCCCUGUGGAGCACGCUAUCAGAUACCACGUUUGGGCGGGCCAUGCCAUGAUGUGGAUCUUUACGUUGCAUGCCCUUUGUUUUGUGUUCCUAUGGUCACUCCAAGGACGUCUCUUACAUGAGAUAUCACGGUGGCAAUGUAACAAUAUCGCUCAUCUUCCAGGAGCACUGGCCUUCGUAACGGGUCUGUUGAUGUGGAUCACAUCAUUGCAUCGAGUGAGGAAACAGCGUUUCGAGCUCUUCUAUUACACCCACCAGCUAUAUGCAGUAUUCAUCGUCUUCUUCGUUCUGCACGUUGGUGAUUCUGUCUUCAGUUGUGCUUGUGGAGGGAUACUAAUCUUCCUUAUCGACCGAUUCUUAAGGUUUUGCCAGUCGAGAAGAACCGUCCAAGUAGUUUCUGCAACAUCCCUUCCAUGUGGGACAAUGGAAUUGGUUCUUCCCAAACCAUCAAAUUUGCAGUACAAUGCUCUCAGUUUUAUCUUCCUUCAAGUGCGGGAAUUGUCUCAGUUGCAAUGGCAUCCCUACAGCGUUUCAUCGAGUCCCUUGGAUGGGAAACAUCACCUUUCGAUUCUUAUAAAGGUUCUCGGAGAUUGGACAAGAAGGCUGAAAGAUAAUAUCGAAAAUUCAGAGCGGCCUAAGAUAACGGCUUCUGUUGAAGGGCCAUAUGGGCAUGAAUCGAUGCAUCAUUUAAGGUAUGAAAACCUUGUUUUGAUAGCUGGUGGUAUUGGGAUUUCACCUUUCUUGGCUAUCUUGAGAGACAUCAUGCACCGGAUUAGAAAGAACGAAUGUUGUCCGCCGAAAAAUGUAUUGGUUGUUUGGGCUGUGAAGAGAUCUGAGGAGAUUUCUCUCCUGUCCAUGGUUGAUGCAGAAUCUCUCUGUCCAUCUUUCUCUGAUAAAUUGCAGUUAGAUAUUCAAAUUUAUAUCACCCAAGAAUCAGAACCUGGAUUGGAAGAUGGCAAGCUUUGCAAGAGUUUGGGCUGUUCUGCAUUGCCUAUUACCGACAGAAGUAGUAGUAUGUCGGGUUUGGUUGGUACAGGCAGUAACAUAUGGUCUGGAAUUUAUGUCGUAUCAUCGAUAAUUGGCUUCUUAAUCUUGUUGGGCUUGAUGGAAGCUUUCUAUAUAACACCUUCCAAUCCAAAAUGCUGGUGGUUCAAAGGCCUUCUCUUCCUAGCAUGCAUGAUUGCAGGCAUUGUCCUGUUUGGAGGUCCAGUGAUCUUCUUAUGGAAUCGGUGGGAAACAAGAUUUUCGAGCUGCAGGGAAAGCAUGAACAGCAAUGACAAGAAUGACCCAACACAGUAUUGCGAGCGGAGAAUGCAAACGGAUACAUUUCAAUCAGAUCUUGCUAGCACAACCAAUCUGCACUAUGGAUGCAGGCCAAACUUUCAAGUGAUUUUCAGCUCCAUUGCUGAGCAUUGGGGAAAAGUCGAUGUGGGUGUCGUCGCUUGCGGCCCGCCAAGCCUUCAAUCAAGUGUUGCAGCAGAGUGCAGAUCACGAACCAUAUGGGCCACAUCUAAUGGACCAAUCUUCCACUUCAACAACCACAACUUUGAGUUAUAGAAACCUUCCAUUAAUAUAUUAAAGAUGAGAAACAGUAACACAUCAAACGUCGGGAACGAAACAUUGUGAGCACAUCUAAGGUCUUGUGGCAAUCAUUUGAAGCUUCAAAUUCGAACUUGCAGUAGGCUGAUGCGGUUUGGCCUGCUUCGUUAUUGCAAUAUCCAAAUGCGAUAGAAUUGGCUAUAUUUGGGUAGUUGUUGUUAGUUGAUUGUCAGCAGCAAUUAGAUCA
This is a messenger RNA of Magnolia sinica, 2447 nucleotides long. Its product is annotated as ferric reduction oxidase 6-like. NCBI's taxonomy places the organism in Eukaryota, Viridiplantae, Streptophyta, Magnoliopsida, Magnoliales, Magnoliaceae. The record is from RefSeq and is a predicted model, not a curated record. Gene Ontology annotation, cellular component: plasma membrane. The transcript is spliced from 10 exons. Gene Ontology annotation, molecular function: oxidoreductase activity. Bases 68 to 2218 code for a protein of 716 amino acids.